AUGAAAGUUGGCUUAGUGCACGAAGCAAUCUGCCAAGCCGUCGACCAAGGGAUUGUUGAGUUUGUUACUAGUAUAUGUAAAGCAAAUUCAGAACUGGUAUGGAGGUCUGAUGAAAUGAAAAGGAGCAUAUUCCAUCUUGCCAUUAAAAGUCGCCAAGAAAAAGUUUUCAGCCUUUUGUAUGGGCUCUCUAGGGGAGCUACAUUUACAAAAGUCCUUCCGGAUAAAUUCAACAACAAUAUGCUACAUAUGGCUGCAAUGUUGUCGCCAAUGCAACAACUUAAUCGUAUAUCUGGUGCAGCUUUGCAAAUGCAAAGAGAAUUACAAUGGUUCGAGGAGGUGGAGAGUUUACUACCCAUCCAAGCACGUGAAUCUAAAAAUUAUACAGAUCAUAUGACACCACGUGAAUUGUUUACCAAGAACCACAAGGAAUUGAUGAAGGAAGGAGAGAAGUGGAUGAAAGAUACAGCAAACUCUUGUACAGUUCUGGGUGCUCUUGUAAUUACCAUCGUAUUUGCUGCAGCAAUUACAGUCCCGGGUGGAAACAAGGAAAGUACAGGAUUUCCUGUAUUUCUUAUGGAUAAAAUUUUUAAAAUAUUUAUAAUUGCAGAUGCUUUAUCACUUGUUUCUUCAACAACUUCAUUGUUGGUGUUCUGGGGAAUCGUCACAUCACGUUAUGCAGAAGAAGACUUCCUCAAAUCCUUGCCUACAGCAAUGACAAUAGGCCUAUCAACUCUACUGUUCUCUAUCAGCACUAUGAUUAUCGCGUUUUGUUCUGUCCUUCUCAUGAUGUUCAGUGUCCAUUCAUGGUUAAUAAUGCCAAUUGUUGUUCCUUUUAGUAUUCCAGUGGCCUUAUCCAUAUGGAUGCUAAUUCCCCUCCUCACAGAAAUCUUCUCGUCUACCUUUGGUCCAGGAAUAUUUGAUAAGAGGGUCAAACCUUGGUUUUAG
This is a messenger RNA of Rosa rugosa (rugosa rose), 945 nucleotides long. RefSeq names its product ankyrin repeat-containing protein NPR4-like. The record is from RefSeq and is a predicted model, not a curated record. The coding region runs from base 1 to 945 and encodes 314 amino acids. The transcript is spliced from 2 exons. NCBI's taxonomy places the organism in Eukaryota, Viridiplantae, Streptophyta, Magnoliopsida, Rosales, Rosaceae.